This is a messenger RNA of Eleginops maclovinus (Patagonian blennie), 2850 nucleotides long. RefSeq names its product rho GTPase-activating protein SYDE1. Gene Ontology annotation, biological process: signal transduction; cell migration; regulation of Ras protein signal transduction. Lineage: Eukaryota; Metazoa; Chordata; Actinopteri; Perciformes; Eleginopidae. The record is from RefSeq and is a predicted model, not a curated record. Gene Ontology annotation, molecular function: GTPase activator activity. Gene Ontology annotation, cellular component: synaptic membrane.
AGCUCCGAGGAGCAGCAGACAUGGAGCUCUGAGACUCUGAGACUCCCCCGAUACCCUCACCCACAGGAGACCCUCACCCACAGGAGACCUUCACCCACAGAAGACUCUCGUCUACAGAAAGGUUGAGAGGAAGUGAGGAUAUUAAGGAUGGCAGAGCCUCUGUUGAGAAGGACGUUCUCCAGACUGAGAGGACGAGAGAGGAGGAGCGACAAGCUGAGCGAACCGCCCACUACCUCUCUGACCAUCAGCCCCCCCCCAGCGUUGGACCCCCCCUCCCCCCCACAUCACCACAUCACGGUUGCUAAGAUACAGUCGUGGGCGCGGCAGGGCUCUGUGGGUGCGCCCCCCUCCCUGCAGACAGGCUCCACCCCCAGGACCUCCCCAGGUGUGUCCCAGCAUGCACCUGGAUGGAGUCAGAUUCUCCAGGAUCAGAAGGAGUCCUGUGGGGGGGGUUUGUAUGGAGGCCCCGCCCCCUGUCUACCUGUCAGUCACCCCCCUGUCCUGCAGGACCCCACCCCCCCAGCCGGGGGCUCCACAGACGGACAGCGGUCCUACCUGCAGAGCCUGGAGCGCAGCAGCCGGGCCUGGGUUCUGUCCUCAGGAAAGGCCCAGGCUCCGGAGGCCCGAGGACCACAACAUGAGGGGGGUGGCAACAUCUGGUACAACCCCAUUCCCGAGGAAGACGGGGAGGGAGGACCACGCCCUAAGGGGGGGGAGGUGUGGAGGAGGAGGGAGGAACUGGGGGGGGGCAAGGCUUCAGAAACUCCAGCAGAGGGAGCAAACCCGAGAGUUAGCCACCAGACUGAUGACAUCACAGAGCACACAGACUCUAACCCUACCUCCACGAAGAAAGGUGGCAUAUCAAGCAGUGUGAUUGACAGGCUGAGGUCUCCAGGUACGGUGAGGAAACUCUCCAUGAAGAUGAAGAAACUUCCGGAGCUCCGGCGCAAACUCAGCCUCCGUUCGACGCGUGUCCGGGGAGGCGACAGAGGGACGUUGGGCGACGAGUCGACCAGUAAAAGCACAGCAUUGGCUGCAUCAAAUCAGAACGUGAUCAGCAGAUAUCACUUGGACAGCUGCCCCCCACUCCGCCCCCUACGGAGGUCAUCGAGAGCGUGCUCUGCCAAGGGAGGUUACCUUAGCGACGGGGACUCACCCGAGCUGCUGCCACGGCAACAGGCCCUUCUCCUCACCUCCUCACAGGAGACAUGUGACGUCAGCUCGUUCCAGAUGUACUCAGGCAUCGAACCGCCGAGAAACAGCCAGCGGGUCACAGGGUUACUGACCGUCCACCUGCUGGGGCUGGAGGAGCUGAAGAGCAGCAGGUGUUCAGGCAGUAAGCAGGUGUUCCUGGCGAUCCAGGUAGACGGAGUAACCAGAGCCAGGACGUCUCUGCUGACUCUCAGAGGCUCCGCCCUCCCUCUGAACCACGCCUUCCACUUGCAGCUGGAGAGAGCCAGACUGCUGCGCCUCCUGCUGCUCACUCCAGCACCUCCUGCAGGAGGACCAUCAGCCGGCCCCAACAGGAACAGGGUCUGUGCCCUAGGGGGGGUCUGCAUCCCCCCGCUCUUUAGAGGGAGUCGCAGUCAGCAGCUGUGUGUGAAGCUGGAGCCUCGAGGACUGAUCUACCUGAAGCUGUCUCUGCAUGAGAACUGGGACAACCAGUCCUGUAGUGUGUCCUCUGGUCCGGCUAAUGUCUUCGGGGUGGAUCUGCACCACCUGGUGGAGAAAGAAGGCUCUUCCCCCCCCAUCCCCCUGCUCAUCCAGAAGUGUGUUGCUGAGAUCGAGCGCAGAGGACUCAAGAUGGUGGGUCUGUACCGGCUCUGUGGUUCUGCCUCAGUAAAGAAGGAUCUGAGGGAAUGGUUUGAGAGGAACAGCUCAGCAGUCUGUCUCAGUGAGGAACUGUACCCGGAUAUCAAUGUCCUUACAGGUAUCUUGAAAGACUACCUGCGGGAGCUGCCCUCCCCCCUCAUCACCUGCUCUUUGUACCAGGUGGUGAGGGAGGCCAUGACCCUGCAGACCCCCCCGGCUCCCCCGAACACCUCGGACCCCGAGCUGAACCGGAGAACUGUGGAGCUGCUGACCUGUCUGCCACUCCCUGAGAGGGCCACCCUUUCAUUGCUGCUUGACCACCUGAGCCUGGUGGCCUCCCUCAGCUCCUGGAACAGGAUGACCCACCAGAACCUGGCAGUCUGCUUCGGUCCGGUGCUGCUCACCCCCACCCAGGAGGCCUGGAGGGUGGGGGGAGGCAGGGGAGGUAGAGGGGGGGGAAAGGCGUUCGGUGAGGAGAUGGCUAGCGCUGUGAACUUUAAGAGACACAUCGAGGCUCUGCAUCACCUGCUGCAGUUGUGGCCAGUGCCGACCAAUCGAGUCCCAUCAGACGACCACAGAGACACCUCCCCCCCUCCCUCUCCUGGCCUUACCCAGAACCCCCUGCGGCAGAAGCAGCCUCGGCUUCCUGCUCUGCAAUUGGUUCAGAGCCCCGAACAGGAAGUGGUGUCACGCCGCGGUCGGGACGCCCGGUUGGAGAGUCCGCCGCCAAUCAACCGGUACGCCGGAGACUGGAGCGUCUGUGGGCGGGACAUCCUGUCUGGACAGGAAGCCGACUAUGACGAGGUGGCAGGAAGUGACAGCGACGCAGGCAGCGGUGAUGAAGAGGAGGAGAAGAAGGGCUCCUGGUCUUCAUCAGCAGGAGGGGCAGGUCUAUAUGUGGACGAGUUCCAGGAUUUUGACGCUCCGUUCAACUGUCGCCUCAGUCUGAAGGAUUUCGACACUCUGAUCCUUGACCUGGACCGAGAGCUGGCCAAACAGAUCAACAUCUGCCUGUAAUGGAGAGGAGGAGGAGGAGGA